GCCCGCGGGGCAUCCCCGGGACUGGGGCGGUGUCGGGAAGCAAGGUGGAAAUCUUUCCUCAGCUCCGGGAGCCGCAGAGCUUCUCGGGCAGCGUGGGCUGCGGGCCCUAAAGGGGUUUGGGUGCAGGGCUUGCACGGGUGGUGUAAGGAGAGGAGAGGGAAGGCGCGCCCCGGGCUGUUGGUUUAGAUGUUGGGUCGGGAGGUGCCGGUGUUUUCUUUAGCGUAGAUCUUGAUAAGAGAACAUGCAAAGCUGCCGUGCCGCUUGUGUCUCUUCCGGACAGAGCUGACAGUGCUAUUCGGAAUUUCUGUGGGCGGUCCGUGCAUGAAAUGCGUAAAUUCUGAUGCAGACUCCUCCUCUCCUUGCACUUGGACCUCCAAGGAAGCAGGAAACCUGACGGUUCUGCUUUCAGAGUCUUCUUGUUUUUAGGCCAGGUCAUUCUGCCAGCUUCUCCCAGCCUGCCUGGCCGGUUUAAAACGCACUGUGCACACGUAGAAGCAAGCUGCAGGUACCACUGAAGGUCUAUAGACUUAGAGAAGGCUCGGAAGCAUGGAAGGCCUCUGUGCAGCCAACACGACUUUUGCAGUGGACCUGUUAAGGAUGCUGUGUGAGAAGAAAAGUGGGCAGAAUGUGUUCUUUUCGCCCUUUAGUAUUUCUUCUGCUUUGUCUAUGGUUUUGCUGGGUUCAAAAGGUAGCACAGAAGCCCAAAUAAGCAAGGUGCUUUCUCUGAGCAGCACCCAAGAUGCUCACAAUGGGUAUCAAUCCCUUCUCUCUGAAAUUAAUGAUCCGAACACCAAAUAUAUCCUCAGAACUGCGAACCGUCUCUAUGGAGAAAAGACCUUGGAGUUUCUCCCAUCUUUUAUAGAGUCAAGUCAGAAAUCCUACCAUGCUGGCCUGGAGCAGAUGGACUUCCAGCAUGCUUGGGAGGAUUCCAGGAGGCAAAUCAAUGGCUGGGUAGAGGAAAGGACUGAAGGUAAAAUUCAGAACCUGUUGGCAGAGGGGAUUCUGAAUUCUCUGACCAGACUUGUGUUGGUGAAUGCCAUCUAUUUCAAAGGCACCUGGGAAGAGCAGUUCAAAAAACAGAGUACCACAGAAUGGGAAUUCCAAAUUAAUAAGAAUGAGACCAAACCUGUGCAGAUGAUGUUCAAGACGGCACGUUUUAACAUGACCUACAUUGGGGACUUCCAGACCAAAAUCCUUGAGCUCCCGUAUGUGGGUAAUGAACUGAGCAUGAUCAUCCUGCUCCCUGAUUCAAUCCAGGAUGGAUCCACAGGCUUGGAAAGACUGGAAAGAGAGCUCACAUAUGAGAAGUUAAUAGAUUGGAUCAAUCCAGAAAUGAUGGACUCUACAAAGGUGCGGGUGUCUUUACCCAGAUUUAAACUGGAAGAAAAUUAUGAUCUGAAACCCCUUCUGAGGAGCAUGGGAAUGCUGGAUGCAUUUGAUUCAGGGAAGGCAGACUUUUCAGGAAUUUCAUCUGGCGACCAGCUGGUGCUCUCUGAAGUGGUUCACAAGUCCUUUGUGGAAGUCAAUGAAGAAGGCACUGAAGCAGCUGCUGCCACAGCUCUAGUGAUGAAUCGCUGUGCAAUGAGAGUUCCGGAAUUCACUGCAGAUCAUCCUUUCCUCUUCUUCAUCCGGCACAACAAAACUUGCAGCAUUUUGUUUUGUGGUAGAUUUUGCUGUCCCUAAGGAGGAGGUGUCUUGGCAGCAUUGCAUUUAUUGUUCCAUGACACAAUAAAUUUACAUUUCCCUGGAACAAGACGACUCCUUUUGCACUAAUUGUCUCUUUCAGCUGUGCCUGAACCCUCUUCUGUGGCCUUGGUCUUGGGCUUGGCAGGAAUAACAGAGCUGCUUAGACAAGCACAGCACCUGCCAUGUCCAACCCCUCCUGUGCCUGGCUGCAGAGGUCUCCAGGUUCUUGCUGACACAAGAACCAUCCCACUUGCUCUGUGGGCGCUUCUUCUGUGCUUGACCUUGCCUUGGGUGUCCAGCGGGCAGAGUCAGGUGGUGACAGCCCAUGGGGGAGAAGAAGCUCCUCUUGCUUGUGACAAGGCUGGAGCACAUUUUUAGUUGCCCUCCCCUUUUACCUUCCAGUCUCAUCCCUUUAGUGCCUUGAUCCAUUGCCUGGAGCUGAAGGGAGUGUUUGGCAGCCUGUUCCAGGUAUUGCUGAGUAUCCUGCCUAGAUGUGUGUGUUUGGCUAAUAACUGGAGAAGCCCUUUGGCAAGAAUGGGAAUGAAAGUAUGCUUUUGUAGCCGAUGUCCCUGAGAGGUUUCUGCAGGGCAAGUAUCGUUGUUUCAUCAGCCCAGGACACCAGGAUUUCUUCACUGUCACCUGGUUCUGGUCCUUUAACAAAGAAUGUAACAUAAUGGUGCAUGGUGCCUAUGCAAUAUUUGAAUGACAAAGCCUUGACUUUAGUUUUUGUUUUUUCGGUAUUGUUACAUAUUUAUCCUAUCACUAUUUUCUUAGGCAGCAGAGUUUACCUAUCUAACACCAAAGCCAGAGCUGCAACUGCUUUCCUUACUUUGGGUUGUGCUUUGUGAGUCCUGUUCCUGGAAUAAUAAAAGAAGUGCAAGCGCUGCA
This is a messenger RNA of Poecile atricapillus (Black-capped chickadee), 2574 nucleotides long. RefSeq names its product serpin B6-like. Gene Ontology annotation, biological process: negative regulation of endopeptidase activity. The record is from RefSeq and is a predicted model, not a curated record. The coding region runs from base 547 to 1683 and encodes 378 amino acids. Gene Ontology annotation, cellular component: cytoplasm. Lineage: Eukaryota; Metazoa; Chordata; Aves; Passeriformes; Paridae. The transcript is spliced from 9 exons. Gene Ontology annotation, molecular function: serine-type endopeptidase inhibitor activity.